This is a messenger RNA of Oikopleura dioica, 351 nucleotides long. The record is from the annotation of a GenBank genome assembly. NCBI's taxonomy places the organism in Eukaryota, Metazoa, Chordata, Appendicularia, Copelata, Oikopleuridae.
AUGUGGAGAAUCUACGGAGACCAGGGCCUUUCCGUCAUGGCCUUUCCAUGCAACCAGUUCGGCGGCCAAGAGCCAGGCACCGAUGAGGAGAUCAAGGAGCACGUCCAAGAAAAGUACGGAGUUACUUUCGACAUGAUGUCCAAGAUCAACGUCAACGGGCCGGACCAGAUCCCGCUGUACGAAUGGAUGAAGUCGACCGAGCCCGGCAAGAAUCAACCGAUCAAGUGGAACUUUACCAACUUCGUGAUCGAUCGCUGCGGGCGAGUCCGACAGCGACACGAGCCACCAGAGCAUCCAGAAACCUGGGAAGAUCAGGUCGUCGCGCUCCUUCUUGAAGAACCUGCUUGCUGA